AUUGGGAUGUGAGAGAAAAGUUUUCUCACUGUCAGUUUGUUGUUAUUACCGGCCAUUUUGUGAGUUCAAACGGUUUAAAGCGAACAAAAACAUCAAUAACCAAAAAAGAAUCGUACCUUGAGUGGUUGAAGAAACAGUACCGUAUCGGGAUAUAGAGGGAGGUGUCCCCGUACGGACAUUCCUCCCUCCUCCUUUUCUCUGUAAACCACUUACCUUCCCUCCCCCACACCCGAGGGAAGUGCAGUGGUUGGGGGGGAAGAGUUCUAGCAGCCAUCAUUCCAUAACUCCGAGUGGAUACACCGUGAUUGCAAAUACAGAGGCCCCCCAAAGGGGCAGUAAAUGAGCACUCAGGUCACCCGUAUCACUAAUUCCUCGAGGGACAAGAGCGGGAGCCUCGGGCAGAGUUCCCUACACCUUGUCAUUCCCGGGAUCUACCGUGACUCCUACUGGAAUCCAUGUUGGACAAACUGACGUAAAAUAGAAUAAAACACAUUUUUUGUUAAACUUUUCUACCUCAGGAGUUUCUACUCUUUUAAAAAUUGUAUGCAAAGCGUAUUGAGCAAGAGGAUUAAUGUUGGACAAUUAACUACAUGCCGUUGAAGUAAAAUUCCAUCACAAAAAAGUUGACGGACUUUUUUUUAAUACCUCAGAAUGCACUUUUAAUCGACGUUUUAUGUAAUAUUCGACGCGAAUUUUUGGGGGGUGUUUUAUAAAGUUGUUUGACCUUUUGUGUUGUUGCUGCCGUAAUGGAUACAGGGCCCCAACAACCAUCAUCUGGCGCUGCCCCCCAGCCCCCUCCUGCGGGGCACCAGAUAGUCCAUGUAAGGGGAGAUUCCGAGACCGAUCUGGAAGCGCUUUUCAAUGCAGUGAUGAACCCAAAGACGGCCAAUUUGCCACAAACAUUGCCCAUGAGGAUGAGGAAGCUGCCAGAUUCCUUUUUCAAGCAACCCGAGCCCAAGUCUCACUCCAGACAGGCCAGCACAGAUGGGGGAUCUGCAGGAGCGCUAACACCUCAGCAUGUAAGAGCUCAUUCCUCUCCUGCGUCCUUACAGAUAGCAGUAUCACCAGGUACUAUCUCAACACAAGGGGUAGUUUCUGGUCCUGGAACUGGAGCACCAGCUCAGCAUCUACGACAGUCCUCUUAUGAAAUCCCAGAUGACGUUCCUCUGCCUUCUGGAUGGGAGAUGGCAAAAACUCCUUCAGGACAACGAUACUUUUUAAAAUUUUUCAUGAAAAAUCCAAUUGAACAUGAAAUAUUAAAUGAUAAGAAGGGCUUCCAUCAUACUAACCUUAAAGCCAAAUCUAAAUUCUUCCCCACUAACGAAAAGGGAAGGAAUAUUGAAAUGUUCGAAAAAGCAGUUAAAAAAGAUACUGAAGUUAUGGAUCUAAGUAAAAUGACUUAUAACUUAACAAAAAAUGAAAAUGACACCCUAAAAGAAUUACAAAGAAACCCCCAUAUUACCAAAAAAAAAGAAAAUAAGGGGGUUGGUAUUGUCAUACUUAACACAGAUGAUUAUAUUAAAGAGGCAAAUAGAUUAUUGUACGAUAAAGAAACCUAUAGAAAAAUUAAAUCCAACCCAACAAUCAAAUUAACUAAAGAACUUAAUACUCCACUUAACAAGGCGUAUAAUGUAGGAAUUAUCAAUGGUCCACUACCUGAUGGGUGGGAGCAAGCGUUGACUUCUGAAGGGGAGAUAUACUACAUAAAUCAUAAGAACAAGUCCACGUCUUGGCUAGACCCACGAUUAGACCCACGUUUUGCUAUGAAUCAGAGACUCAGCCAAAAUGCCCCAGUGAAAUCCCCACCUCCACUAGCCCCACAGAGCCCCCAAAGUGCAGUAAUGGGAGGAGGUGGCAAUCAGCAGCAGAUAAGGCUCCAUCAACUUCAAAUGGAAAAAGAGCGCCUCAGACUCAAGCACCAAGAACUGCUUCGGCAGGAACUGGCGCUUCGAAAUCAGCUGCCUGCCAUGGAACAAGAAAGUGGGACGCCAAAUCCAGUGACUUCACCAGGUUUGCCUCAAGAAUUGCGAACAAUGACCAUAAACAGCUCUGAUCCUUUUCUCAACAGUGGCACAUACCACUCCAGAGAUGAGAGCACAGAUAGUGGAUUAAGCAUGAGUAGUUACAGUGUACCCAGAACUCCUGAUGACUUUCUUAACAGUGUUGAUGAAAUGGACACAGGUGAUGCUAUCAGCCAAAGUACUAUGCCCACCCAACAGAACCGAUUUCCAGAUUAUUUGGAAGCACUUCCAGGAACUAAUGUGGACCUUGGUACCCUAGAGGGAGAAGCAAUGAAUGUGGAAGGUGAAGAACUGAUGCCAAGUCUUCAAGAAGCUUUGAGUUCUGACAUCCUUAAUGACAUGGAAUCUGUUCUGGCAGCCACCAAACUAGAUAAAGAAAGCUUUCUUACAUGGUUAUAGAGGCACGUUUAUAAAACUGUGGGCCAAGUCUCCUAAGGAUAUAAAAAUCUACAGUGCUGUAUGCUCAAUUGAAAAAGAGUGUAUGACAGACUAAAUCUCUUUUAAAAAGAACAAACUGUGAGCAUUGAAAGACAUCAUUUCCGCCUUGUUUUCCUCUCCCAUUGCUGCUUCAAGAUUUCAGAAAUGUAUCUCAUAACUGAGAGCCUAAAGAGCCAACCAAUUUUCUUAAUUUUUAGCUGCCUUUUAAUGUAUUAGUGUUGUAUAAAGAUCUGACUGAUUAUUGGAUGGAUAAAUAAUGGAUAACGGCAAUGUUUGGAAAUAUCAUUUUUUUAGGAGAUCAUUACCAACCUGCCUACCAUUACAAGAGACUAAGGAAAUAUUGCCCUGAUAUAGAUGACUUUUGUAUAAAAAUAAUAUAUAUUAUUGGAUUUUAGAAUUAGUAUAGCAGCAAUGGUACCCUGUCAUGAGGAGUACAUGCUCAGUUCUUUAUCCAAGAUCAGUUGAUGGUUUUUAAACUAAGAAAUAUUGAGGGCAACACAUUGAUGUAUAAUAAAGUUACAGAAGAACAUUUUUAUAUACAAAAUUUCAUUAGAUUAUUACAAAAUUAUUUUUUGUGAUGAAUUGAUAUAAAACAUUGAUAAUUAGAAUCUGAUUUUUAAGUGCUUUUGAACAAAAAUAAGACAAUGGCAUGUUUCAAAACUAUGGAAUGUUUGGUGGUUUUAUCAUGGAUUGGUAGAUCUGGGGAUGUUGCAUGCUUGCAAUGUUUUAAACCACCCGGAAUAGUGUGGAACCAGCAAAACAUUUUUGGCAUCCCUAAAACUGACUAAUUUUGUACUGUGUAUACGUAGAUGAGAUAAAAAAGAAAGCUUAAUAUAGAAUUUCAAGAACAUCUUCUUUGCUGCUGGAAUUUGUCAAGCCCUGCAGUAAAGUUAUAUGAUUUAAAUAUUUUUUUAAGUCUUAUGAAAAACCCUAGUCACCUUGCCUCCCUUGAGAGUUGGUACUUUUUAUCUCAAACUUACAGUUGCUUUGACUUCUUACCCAUGGUGAACAGGUUAUUUCUUUAUAAUAGUACAACUUUUGGAACAUUGUCUUACACUGAGCACUCAACUAUUAUAGUUGUUGUAGUAACUAUUUGACUUAAAAUUGUAAAACAGUUCAUGAUCUAUACCUUUUUUUUUUUUUUUAACUACAAAUACACACACUUUAGCAUAUCCCUUUUGAAAUUUCUGUUUGGCUUUUUUAGGACUAUAUAUGGCAGCUUAGAUGUAUUUAAGGACUUCAGCUAAUUAGAAUUUUUGUAAAAUGUACAUUUAAGCCCUUAGUUACUUAAGAAUAAUAAUUAAAAAAAUUAGUUUUGGAUACUGCUGCUUUAGCCUGUUAGAUAUAUUGCUUUACCAUCAAUUCAUUUGAGUAAAGUAUUAAUGAAUUGCACUGAUGGAAACAAAACCUGAUAAUGCAAUACUUUAGAUUUUUUUUUUUGUUUCUUUUGGGCAGAAGGAUAUUAAACUUAAAGAAAAUUGAAAUAAUAUCCUACACAUAGACAAUUAUUUGUUUUGGAGGGGGGGUUAAGUUUUUUAUUUUGUUUUAAAAUAAUUUGUCUGUUUAGACUUAAAGUAAUGGUAAAUACAAGCGUUUAACAAACGCUAGGAUUUACCAUCACUAAAAAUAAAGUGCAGUUUAAGUGAUCAGAUAUUAAAAAAAAAAAAAAAAGUGCUAAACUCACCCUUUCUGUGGAGCUGCACUUUGCUAAACUCAGCUGCUCCAGCCGCCCGCGGCAUAGCGCUCUUUUACCAAUGAGGUGAUGCUUGCACCUCUAAACCAAUAGCUGUGCGUGCAUACAGAACACUGUCUGUUGACACUGAAGGAGAGUGAUUUGCUGUGGGCUGAGUUUAGCGAUGUGCAGCGGCACAGAAAGGGGAGGUUUAGCACCCUUUUAAUAUCGCAUCACUUAAACUCCACUUUAUUUUUAGUGAUGGUAAAUCCUAGCGUUUGCUAAACGCUUGGCUUUACCAUCACUUUAAAAACGUGCAGAGAAUGCAGUUUUGUGAACUGUGGAGACCUAAAUAUCCAUUGCUGAUUGCCUGCUACAAAUAACUCCCACAGAUUUACUGGUUGCCAGAGGCAAGCCUGACAAAUAAGUUGUUAGCACACUAAGCAGUAAUCUUAAAGGGACAGUAAACAUCUUGUAAUUAUUAUACAUUUCUGUUGUGCUGCUAAAGAAUAACAUAUCAGCCAAGUUUUUAAAACAAAUUAACAUCCUUUUUUUCUGUAAAUAUUUUUAAUAGCCAAACUUAACCCCCCAUUUGUCUUAUUUGGAGGAGCCAAUCUGGGCUUUAGACAGCCAACUACUAGGUCAUAAAGUUAGUAUAAAAUGCAUUUAUUUGCAGUUAUCAGUUAAAGCCAAUUAGGGACAGAUAUUUACCAGAGUUAGCCUUGAAAAGUCAACAGGGUGCAUUUCAAGUUCUGAUUAUAAGAGUUAUAUCAGUUUUCAGAGCUAAAUUAGAUGAAAGGGUACACAAUAAAUAAUGAAAAUAUAUUGCAAAGUAGUUUUUGCUAUGUAUAACUAAACAUUUUAUAUAAAAAGCUCAAGGUGUUUACUGUCCCUUUUUUUAAAUACCCUUAAUUUGAAGGAAAAAUAUUAUCAUGCCCUUUCUAAUUAAAGCUACGUAAGGAAUCCAUGUAUAUAUGCAAGGCUAAAUAUUUAGGAUCUGGCAAGAAUAAUUUGUCCUCGGUCAAGGACAUCUAUAUAUCAAUAUAUGGAGGAGAAAAAAAAGCAAAAUGUUUGCAAACAAUAUAUUGUAGGAGCUGUAGUCCUUACAUUUAUGAGGUUAUACGAUACGGUUUACAUUUACUUAUAACUUCUUUACUCAGUGUGUGUAUGUAAGUCUGCUCAAAGAUAAAUAUAUGGGAAAAGGCUUGAUUUCUUCUAGUUGGUUAGUCCAAGAAAUUUCCUAACACUGUAUGGAUUAGUAACUUAGGAACUUGGUAGUGUUGAGGCAAAGUCAAUGUAUCUGCAUCUGUCAGUGGUGGCAGCUUUUUCCAAAUGAUAGCCUUUGUCACUCAUAUUUUAUUGCUUUAGACAAACAAAAUCUAAUCCUUGGUUAGUAGUCGUCAUAGACAUUUAAAGGGACAUUAUACACUCAUUUUUUCUUUGCAUAAAUGUUUUGUAGAUAAUCUAUUUAUAUUCCCCAUAAAGUUUUUUUUUUUAAAUUAAUGUAUAGUUUUGCUUAUUUUUAAAUAACAUUGCUCUGAUUUUCAGACUCCUAACCAAGCCCCAAAGUUUUAUGUGAAUACGCUCGACUACCUACUCCAGCUUGCUCCUGUUUGUGUAAAGGGUCUUUUCAUAUGCAAAAGAAGGGGGAGGGGGGGAGUGUCUUAUUUGCCACUUGCAGUGGGCUUUCCAGCUGCCUUUUCAACAGAGCCAAACUGACAGCUUCUAAGUAAGUUUUUAAACAGUUUUAUACUGGAUUUUUAUAUCCGUAUCUGUGCAUAUUAUUCUUUAUAGUAGUGUCUAUUACAUGCAGUUAUAUGAAAAUGAGUGUAUACUGUCCCUUUAAUAGAUAUUUAAUUAGUUAUACUGCUACCACUACCGGAGUGUCAACAAAUUAUAAAUUUCCUUAAUAGAAUGGUUUUCCAUGAACACAUUGGGCUAGAUUUUUCAAGCAGGGGCGUCCGCCCCAGCUCACCUCUGGUGGGCAGCAAUCCGCUGGCAAAUUCAACAUUGCACACAAGUGCUAUUUUGCGCUCAUGUGCAUUCCCGCCCGCGCACAGCCAAUCACACGCAGGCAUGAGCUUUUGACCGGGGAGAUUGGAAUUCUCCACCUAAAAGGUGGAGAAGAGGGUAGGUAAGCAGCGGUCUCGUGAGCGCUGCUUGAUAAUUCCUGACUGUAGGUUCCUUUGUGAGAACCUACAGUCGUAGGGGAGGAUGCGGCUUGAUAAAUCAAGCCCCUUGAGUGCUUCGUGAUUUGUGCACAUCAGACAUGGCAGCACCUCCUUUUCAUCUCCUAUAAAAACACCAUUAGAAAGAUUUCUGAUAAUAUAGUAGAUCAGAACCAUAUUGUGUCUACACACAAUAAUAGAUUGCAUUGAUCUAAGAAUUUCCUUUGCACACUUAAAAAUCUAACAUGCACUUUACUGUAUACACUACAUUUUCUACCUCUGCUAAGCAAAAAUAGCCAUAAUCAUUUUGGAUUUGUGUUGCUAAAUAUGUAGUACAAAAUGUUAAUUUGUUGAAAUCUUCAUUUACAAGUUGAAUAUUUGUUUGUGGUAGGAAUUUGGAACUUUAGUAAUCUUUAUUAGUAAAUAAGAAUACUACUUUAUAGAACAAGCAUAAUUAAAGGGGCAUUGUACUGUAAAUAUUUCUCCUCUUUAAUGUGUCCCAACAAUUUGUGUUACCUGCUGGAGCAUUAGCAGCCAAAAGUGUUAAGGCACCUGAUGAGCAGCUCAAAUAAUAAAGUACUCCAAAUACUCAGUUCAUAGCAAUUGGAUAGAUACAAACUCUCACCUCACCCGUUGUCAUCUAGACAGAGGAUCCCAAACAGUCCGUGAUACCUCGCCAAACAAUCCAAGCCGGUCUUGGGGGAAUCCCCGGUGGCUUCUAGCUCAAUGCGCACACAAUCGCCAAUGUUAAAGAAAAUUAUUCCCUCCAGGAGCCUUCGGGCUGUCGCGGGUCCCCUAUUCGGUUUACUCAAUGUAGGCGGGUGACGUCAUCAAUCUGUUGCGAUCUCCUUGUAGUGGUGGGUGGGAGUGAUCAUUGCAAGGGGAAACCUCAAUGAUGUGCUACACCCGUUCUCCGGUCACAACAUCUCACGAACAUCCAAUAGAGGAUUACUCUCGUUGAGAAUUAAAAAGUAACUUUUAUUAUACAAUAAAAGUUACUUAUUCCCCAUGAGAGUGCUCCUCUAUUGGAUGUUCGUGAGAUGUUGUGACCUGCUGGACCAUAUCAAAUUGUUUUGAAAUAACUCCUUUACCUUUAGUUUGUAAAUAGUUGCUUUUGCCUAAACAAUUGACAGAAAGCUGCAAUCAAAUUCCUAGUGGGAGACAUAGGUAAUACAAUGUUCCUUGUCUACCGCUCUUUCUAAGAAUUUGCUAUUGUGUAAAGACAGGUAAGAUAUGGGGGUAUUAAUGUAUAUAGAGAGAUACAAUUUGGAGGUCUUCUAUUUUUGCAGGCUCAACCUAUUUAUAUGGGAAUGUCCUUGAAAACAAUGGAUUAAGGCUUCAAUCAUCAAAACAAACAUCUAUAGAUGCUUAUCAAAAUAAACAAAAAGUAGCAAUUUCCCAUACAUUAUAUUCUGUGUCUUGUAGAAGUCACUGGGAACACGUUUUUAAUGUAGAAAUUUCCAUUUAAGGAGACAGAAAUUGAACAAUAAUGCAGAUACAGUGUGCCAUUUUAAAUCUUUCUCUUUUACUUCUAUUAUCCAAUUUCCUUCAUUUUUUUUUGUAUUCUUUGUUGAAAAGCAGGUUAUGUAGGAUUUAGGAUUUUUUAAUGCACUACUGGGAGCCAGCUGGUAAUUGGUGGCUGCAUAUAUAUUCCUCUUGUCAUUGGCUCACCUGAUGGGUUCUCCUAAGUCCCAGUACUGCAUUGCUGCUCCUUCAACAAAAGAUACUAAGGGAAUUAAGGAAAUUUAAUAGAGAUCAAUUGGAAAGCGAAAACUUUGGGGUCUCUUAUAACAUGCCAAAAUUCUUAUGUAAAUUUUACCUGGUAUUUCUAUCUCAACAUUUUGUUUAUGGCUUUUUAUAGAAUUAAAAUGUAUUCUUUUGAGCAGGAUAUCUCGGGGGGGUUUCUCACUGCAUUGAUAUUUACUUAAAGGGACAUUCCGGUCAAAAUUUAAAUGCACAUAGAUUAAUUACAUCUUUGAAUAGAAACAUAUUUGCAAUAUACAUGCAUUAGCAAAAAUGCUUCUAGUAAAAGUUAUCACUGUUUUAGUGUUAGCAUUUUUCUCUGCAUGUGAAGCAUAGCUAGACAUGCUCAGUUCACCAGCAUUUUAAAUGCUGUACCUGCUUAGAGUGCCAGUGGGGACUGAAUCAUGUAAGAAAUUAACAAAUUGAGUCAUUACCAGAUGGUACAAGCACCUUAGGCUCUCUGAGCAAGUGCUGUGAUUAAAAUGCUGGUGCACGGUGCAUACUUAAAUACACUUUUGAAACAGCUGUAGCUUUUAUUAGAAAUAUUUUUGCUAAUACGUGUAAAUUACAAAAAAUACUUCUAUUCAAAAUUGAAAUAAAUCCAUGUGGAUUGAAAUUUUGGCUGGAAUGUCUCUUUAAUCCAGUCUCAUCUGCAUUCUGAAAGCACAAAAGGAUAUGCUCAAAUGUUUCAUUAAUGUUAUUUGUAUACCAAUCUUAAAAUAGUUUAUCUUGCAGAUCUCUUCAAUGCUAAAAUAUUAGACAUGUUCUCCUUUAUACUCCCUGACUUCUAAAUAGAGACACCCUCAUUUUUAGUGUGUUGACAUUAUUUUAGAAAGAAAAAAAGCUAUUUAAUAGCAAUUUAAAAUAAAAUGUGUGCAGGUUUUUUAUUAAAUACUCAAGACUACAUUUAUUUAGUAUUUAAAUGUGCAAGUACAAAUGCACUUUGUAAAUAUACAGUUUGUGAAUCAUCUCAGGAUAGUCUAAUACUUAUCCUUGAGGACUGGAGACCAAUCCUUUUUUAAGUAUCUAUCUGUAUGAGCUUAGGUGGGUCAGUGUCUCUGGUAAGCAUGUUAGCUCAGGCACUUAGAUUUUUACAAACUGACAAUCUGGACUGUCUCCAGGUAUUUGAGAGAAAUCUUAGGCAAACCUGUUAAAUAUCAUAAACUGUAAAACACUUGUAAUUUCCAUAUUUUUGUCUGUUAUAAGCUUUAUUAUCAAACUUUCCAACUUUUAAAUUGUGACCUUAUCUUCCCUUAAACCAAAGAAUGUUUUUAAGUAAAAUGACGCAAGACAUUAGUAAUUGCUUUGAUUGUACAGUUGUUUUAGGACUGUUUCUCCAUAAUUUUCACACAGACUGAGAGCAGAGAUUCUGUACGCAACUUAUUUUUAAAAUCUAAAAUCUUGGCAUUUUAGACUUUCAAUAAUGACAAGACUAAUUCAAUUUCUCAAAGUGUUUAACAUAAUUGCAAAUAUUUUCUUAGUUUCUUAAAUGAAGGGUUGGUAAUAAAGUAUGCCCAAGCAAAUGAGAUCAGGUAUUUGUAAUUCACCUUGAAGAUAUAAUAAUCUUCUUUAUAUGUAAACUACACACUGUUCUAAAUUGUCAGUAUAUCCAGAAAUUAUGCCUAAAAUGAAUUGCGUGUAAUGUAUGGCCAAUCUUUUAUAUAUUUGAAUAGUGAAAUGCAUUUUUCAUUUAUUAAAGAGUUAGUUUUGUCUUAGGAAAUCUGAAGAAUUCGUAGAGCAAUAUACCAAUCAGUGUUUGAACAUAUUCAAUGCAAAGUAAAUAACACUAAACGUUUUGCACAUCUGAUAAAUUGAUCAGAUUGAUGUGCUUGAUAAUCCUGUAUUUUUUUUUUUUAAAUAAAAUCUUUAUCAUCUUGAAUAUAUGUAGUAUAAUUGUUUACGUUAGUUGAUAAAGCAUGCCAGUAUAUUAGGUACAUAAAUUCUGUUACAUUUUCCUUAUGUAAUAUCUUAAAAUUGGUGAUUUUGUUUCAUAUACCUGUACUUAAGUACAAAGCUUUGUAUAUUUGUAACUAUUGUCAUGCUAUAUAACUUUUCCCACCAACCUGCAGACCAAAAACUUGUCAUGCCUUGUCAGCAAUAUGUAUAAUUCAAGUUAUUGACAAUCUUUAUCUUUUUUUUUUUAACUUGAUAUUUUGGUUCUGAGUGAACCUCACACACUACACUGAUCAAUGCUGAAUAUAUUUUUACCCACUUAAUAAAAUGUAUAUAUUU
This is a messenger RNA of Bombina bombina (fire-bellied toad), 10274 nucleotides long. It is a transcript of the gene YAP1, whose product is annotated as Yes1 associated transcriptional regulator. The transcript is spliced from 8 exons. Gene Ontology annotation, molecular function: protein binding; transcription corepressor activity; transcription coactivator activity. The record is from RefSeq and is a predicted model, not a curated record. Gene Ontology annotation, biological process: positive regulation of transcription by RNA polymerase II; hippo signaling. Bases 747 to 2420 code for a protein of 557 amino acids. Gene Ontology annotation, cellular component: nucleus; cytoplasm. NCBI's taxonomy places the organism in Eukaryota, Metazoa, Chordata, Amphibia, Anura, Bombinatoridae.